AUGGCGCGCUUCCUCUGCGCACUCAGGAGCCUUCCCUUCCGAGAAGUGCCCAGGUGGGCGGUGCGGGGCUGAGUGGACCGGGGCGGCCUCAGCCUGAGUACCGGACCUGGGGACGCAGGGUCCCUUACAAAGCGGAAGCCGGUUCUCUCCAAGAGUGAGUGGCAGAAGAAGCUGACUCCAGAGCAGUUCCAUGUCACAAGAGAAAAAGGGACGGAACCGCCUUCCAGUGGGAUCUACCUGAAUAACAAGGAAUCAGGAAUGUAUCACUGUGUUUGCUGUGACAGCCCACUCUUCAGCUCUGAGAAAAAGUACUGCUCGGGCACUGGAUGGCCUUCGUUUUCUGAGGCCCACGGGACGUCUGGCUCUGAUGAGAGUAACACAGGGAUCCUGCGACGUGUGGACACCUCGUUGGGACCAGCUCGCACAGAGGUCAUCUGCAAGCAGUGCGAAGCUCACCUUGGCCAUGUGUUUCCUGAUGGACCUGGGCCUACUGGUCAGAGGUUUUGCAUCAACAGUGUGGCACUCAAGUUCAAACCAAGCAAACACUGACUAUCUCCAAGAGUCCCCUUCCCUCGCCACUCCCUCAUUUCCAAACUCAAUUUUCAUAAUUUAUGUGAAUGGCUAGUUUUAU
Molecule: messenger RNA, 631 nt
Organism: Eubalaena glacialis (North Atlantic right whale)
Lineage: Eukaryota; Metazoa; Chordata; Mammalia; Artiodactyla; Balaenidae
Product: methionine-R-sulfoxide reductase B2, mitochondrial-like
Exons: 1
Biological process (GO): protein repair; response to oxidative stress
Cellular component (GO): cytoplasm
Molecular function (GO): peptide-methionine (R)-S-oxide reductase activity
Source: RefSeq, a predicted model, not a curated record